Messenger RNA from Cooperia oncophora, 1053 nucleotides. Lineage: Eukaryota; Metazoa; Nematoda; Chromadorea; Rhabditida; Trichostrongylidae. The record is from the annotation of a GenBank genome assembly.
AUGUUGGCCGACUUUUGUGAGGAAAGAAAGCUAUUUCUUGCUAACUCGUUCUUCAAAAAGAGACUUGACGAUCGGUGGACAUGGCGAAAUGAUGCCUUGGGACUGAAGAAAGAGAUUGAUUAUGUAUUGUUGAGAAGUAUGAAGGGCGUUGUCGAUGUAGGAGUGCUCACUAGUGUUAACACGGGGAGUGAUCACCGCAUGUUAAGAUGUAAAAUGCGUCUGAAUCCGAUCUCACAACCAGUAAGAAGACCAAGAGGAUUCCCCGUUAUCGACAGCGACUUAUUGUGUUCAACCGCUCAAUGUUUACUACAUGAAAAUAUGAUGACUGGCGAUACAAUCAAAGAUUAUGAUACCAUUACUCGCGUCAUAACAACAGCUACUCAGAUGUCCACAAGGUAUGAAUAUCUCCCACCACGUCUAUCACCAAGGACCCGGGAUCUCCUCCAGAGACGACGAGAGCUACGUCACGGAGAUAAUGGGAGGGGAAUCGUGGAGUAUGCUGAGAUUUGCAAGCUAGCCCGAAAAUCUAUCCAAGAAGAUUUGCGACAACGUCAUAUUCAAAUAUUAUCCGUGCAAAGCCUCGAAGUCCGAGACGCCUUCAGACACGACCCCUCCCCAUCAGAUGAACCUUUUCCUGAUCACGUGUCGCAGUCAGUGAAAGCAGUGAGAAAUUUUUAUAACGCACUGUACCACUCCUCCUUCGGCCCACCCACUCCACCAUCAGGCCAAAUAAAUCUGCAGGUCUACAAUAAUGAAGUGCAAAUGGCAAUGAAGAGAAGCAAAGCACGUUCAGCUGCUGGUUCCGAUGGCAUUCAAUCCCCUUCUCUUCGUGCUCUUUCACAAAUACUCGCCUUACCCAUAACACAUUUUUCAACACAUGAUAAGGACAAGGAGAACUUGAUAAUGGCCAUACAACUGCUGUAUGCACACAGUACCGCUGCCGUCAGAAUAGCGAACCAACUAGCAGAGUUCAAUCUGCAGCGGGGUGUAAGACAAGGAGACUCAAUGUCUCCAGUUCUCUUCACAUUAGUUCUCCAGUACGCUGUAAUCUGA